Penicillium roqueforti is the source of this 1224-nucleotide messenger RNA. Its product is annotated as SMP-30/gluconolactonase/LRE family protein. The coding region runs from base 1 to 1224 and encodes 407 amino acids. The transcript has 8 exons. The record is from RefSeq and is a predicted model, not a curated record. NCBI's taxonomy places the organism in Eukaryota, Fungi, Ascomycota, Eurotiomycetes, Eurotiales, Aspergillaceae.
AUGGCUUCCCAGUUUUCCUCGCUAGCUACACUGCUACUCCUAGGAUCCUUCCUAGUGCCAGUCAGCGCGAGCAAGAUUCCUGCUCAAGCGCAGUUGAUUGACCAAAAAGCCUUCAAUGUCCUGGACACGACCCAGCCCCCAACCGAAUUCAAUGCGAAGAGUCUAUUUGUGCCUCCAGGGUCGACAGGAGACAGUCUAGCCCAGCGGCCUUUCCAUAUAUACGACAAGGAAUUUCUGAAGAUCAUCGGAGAAGCUCCAACUCUAACCCGGAUCGCACAUUCCCCAAAGGACCCUCUAUUCCAUGAAGCAGUUGUAUGGUCCAAGGAAACGGACGAGGUGUUUUUUGUCCAAAAUGCAGGUGCUAAGAACGCCAGCACCGGUCUUAAAAAGUCGGCUAUCAUUGAGAGGAUUUCGCUUGCGGACGCUGCUGCUGUCUCCCAGAAGUCGGAUGCCGUAGGCCUUGUGGAUGUAACCACCAUUCCGUCAUCGCCAACGAUUCUCAAUCCAAAUGGGGCUACCAAUUACCGGGGACAGAUCAUAUUCGCCGGCGAGGGUCAAGGUGACUAUGAGCCCCCUGCUUUGUGGGUUAUGAACCCGAGAAGUCCAUUCAACGCUACAGUUAUCCUUAACAACUACUUCGGCCGCCAAUUUAACUCUCUGAAUGAUGUCGCCAUCCACCCGAAAAACAAAGAUAUCUACUUCACAGACACAAUCUAUGGCUAUGUGCAGGACUUCCGCCCUGCGCCCGGUCUGCAGGAUCAAGUGUACCGGUUCAAUCCCGAGACAGGUGCUGUGACCGUUGUCGCGGAUGGAUUUGACCAUCCCAACGGCUUUACUUUCUCUCCGGAUGGCAAGUACGCAUACGUCACCGAUACUGGAAUUGAUAGCGGCUUUUUCGGUCUCAAUUUCACCCGCCCUGCUUCUAUCUACCGAUUCGAUGUGAAAGACGACGGCACACUCGGCAAUCGCAAGACUUUUGCCUUUGUCCACUCUGGUGCACCCGAUGGCAUCCAUUGCGAUUCAUGGGGUAACGUGUAUGCUGGCUGUGGUGACGGCGUCCAUGUCUGGAAUCCAUCUGGCAAGCUCAUCGGCAAGAUCUAUCUCGGAUCUGGUACGGCGAAUUUCAACUUCGCUGGAAAAGGGAGAAUGGUUAUCUGCGCCGAGACAGACCUUUACUAUGCCACGUUAGCCGCGGCUGGGAAUUAUGUCGACAGUGAGAUGUGA